AGCGCAGCUAUCGUGAGCGCACAUGCGUGCUUCACUCAUCCGGCGGGCACGGCGGCGUCGGCGCGCGCGCUUUCCGCUCAGCUUAGCCGACGCGCGCGGAAUGAAUGUGAAUUCCGCCGUCCGUGCCCCUUUUCAGUUGCCGCGGGGCCUUACGCGGUUGGACGACCCGACGGCAAUAACGCUGCGCUGUUCCUGCAGCUGCCUCGGCGCUCGCGCGACCUCGACUGCCGCUCCGCUGUAACCGCUCGCUCCGUGCCUCGAAACCUGCUCCCGAGACGAGGCUAAAGACGUCGAGCUAGGCGCGGAGCGAUCGGACGCGUACCUUCGGCCACAGCGCGCUUCGUCGUUCGCGAUUUCCAAGAGCUGCCGCGGAAUCUGGCCAUCUUCGAUGGCCCGUCCGUGGCAGCGCAGCCUGGACAUCAUGCCGCCCAGAAGAAGCGGUAAGCUGGCGGCGUCGGAAGCCCCCGUGCCUGACCUGUUCCCGGCCAAACUGUCGAAGGGGGAGGUCAACCCGGCGUUCUUCGACGAAGGCUGCGUGGACGCUACGGAAAUGCAACCCGCGGUGUCCCCCGGCUCGAACUCGGCUGCUGCCGGCUCUCCAACGCCCUCGGAUCAGCGACAGGCGGCGCCGUUCUCCGAGAAGACCUCCUGGAAGAACCGGCUGCCUUUCUUCGCCAAGGUGGCCGCGGCUUUGCUGUUCCACGCUUACCUGGCGGCGGGCAUCGCGCUGACGUGGAGCAGCACGCCCGACUUCUGUCACGACGUCAAGUUCCUCACGGUGAUCACGGUCAUCGUCUACGUCUUCGUUCUGUGGGGCGCCGCUACCACGCUGUUGGGGAGCGUCGGCGUGGUUCGUGACGCGUGGCAGAGCCUUAGCGACUGUAUCGAGACUACGCGGGAGAAACGCCGCUGGUUGCGGCCGUGCUUGUGGUUGUUGCUGUGGCUGUGUCUACUGUCGUUCAUAGUGUACGACUCGAUCAACGACAUCCACCGACUCAUCUCCCUCGCGGGAAUCGUCGUGCUCAUCUUACUCGGCUUCGCCUUCUCCAAGUCCCGCCUUAGGGUGAACUGGUACCAGGUGAUGUGGGGACUGCUCCUCCAGUUCCUACUCGGGCUCGCCGUGCUACGCUGGCCCCACGGCAGGGACGCGCUGCAAUGCAUCGCCGACAAGGUAAAGAACUUCCUGGACUACACAAACAACGGAUCCUAUUUCGUCUUCGGACACCUCGCCUCUGGGUGGAACCUGACCGAAGCGCUCGGAGACUUCGCCUUACCCAAGCAGGACAUGGCGCAAAACGUCACCAACGCCACAAACGUCACCGCGCCGCUCGUCGACACCAUCAAGUCGUUGCCCGGCGUUUUCAUGUUCCAGGCGCUCCCUGUGAUACUUUUCUUCAGCUUUUUCGUGAACAUUCUGUACUUUUACGGCAUCAUGCAGCGGCUUGUACUCAUAGUCGGUAGUUUUUUGCAAUUCACCAUCGGCACCACCGUGUGCGAGUCGAUGACCGCAGCCGCCAACAUCUUCCUGGGAAUGACCGAGGCUCCGCUGGUGGUUCGGCCGUUCCUGUCAAAGAUGACGCAGUCGGAGCUGCACACCGUAAUGACCGGUGGCUUCGCCACCAUCGCCGGCAGUGUCAUGGCCGCCUACAUUCGUUUCGGCGUCAGCCCCGCCCACCUGAUGACGGCGUCCAUCAUGAGCGCGCCAGCUGCGUUGGCCUACUCCAAGCUGCUGUACCCGGAGACCGAAGAAAGCCAUACGCAGCGCGAGAACAUCGAGAUGCCGAAGAGCGAAGAGCGAAACGUCUUGGAGGCGGCUUCCAACGGGACAUCCUUGGGGCUGGCCAUGAUUGGCAGCAUCGUGGCCAACCUGGUCGGCUUCCUGGCCUUCCUGGCCUUCCUCAACAGCACGCUCCAGUGGUUCGGCUCCAUCGUCACCCUGGACUACCUCACCUUCGAGUGGCUGCUGUCCAAGGUGUUCACUCCGUUGGCUUUCAUCAUGGGCGUCCCCUGGAAGGACUGCGGCACGGUCGGCGAACUGAUCGGCAUCAAGACGUUCGCGAACGAAUUCAUCGCCUACGCGCGGCUCGCCACCGUCGUCCACGAACUCGACGAGCGAUCGACGGUGAUAGCCACGUACGCCCUGUGCGGGUUCUCUAACCUCGGUUCCAUCGGCAUCUCCAUCGGUGGGCUCGGCGCCUUGGCCCCUGAGCGUAAGGGUGACUUGGCCGCCCUCUCCUUCCGAGCCCUGGCUGCAGGAUCGGCCGCCUGCUUCCUCACUGCCUGUGUGGCCGGAAGCCUCAUCCCCUAACACAGCAACCACGUGGAGCGUAUUUUUAACGUAUUUUAUGCGGCCGACUUCAGAGCUUUAACUCGGAAACUCCCAUCUAGAUACACUUGAAUGAAUAACUCGUUUUAAUGGACAUUUACUGCACAGACUUUAGUGAUAUUUCUUGCAUUGAAAAAAAAAGAAAGUAAUAUAUGCCGAUAGCAGGGGGCCUUCUUUUUAAUUUUUUUAGGCCGUCAGUUCGUUUCUUGACAAGUUGCUCAAAAAUUCUUUUAAGUUUUCAAGACUGUGACGUCAAGUUCACAAGUGUGUAACUCAGCAACAAAGACGCUAAGCAGCAUCUGUGAGCUGGCUCUUAAUGCAAAAAAAAUUAGGUGAACAUUUUGCGCUGCUGUGAAGUAUAUUAAUUAUUUGGGAAUACUACCUGUGUUCCAACGCCUUCGCAAACGAUAUAAAGAUAAGACGUAAUCUGAGAGCUAAUGUAACUUAUUUUACCACUUCGAACGUCCUGAAAUAUACAGUUCACAGAAUCGUGAUAUCCGUUUAUGGCACAAAGCUGCUACAUUGAAAAUUACAUGCUUCGUACUUUCUUUUCAAUUUUCUCUUUUUUUUACCUUUAAAUACAUCUGAUGGCUCCAAAUCAAAAUUUUCUCGCUGCAUUCGGUAGGAUCUAGCCUUUCCCUUAAAGGUCAACUGCUACGAAAUUUCCCACUGGUGAAAUUGGCUAUAUAUGAGUAGUAUUGCUAUGAUGGAACCAUGGCAAAUAUCUAGGGCUGGCAGUUGUCUAAUAUCGUUAUUAGAGGACUUCAAGUAGCUCAAUGAGCGAUGAUGCAGGUAUCUGGUGGUUAAGCGAUAUUAGAGAAAUCCCAGAAAGUUGCAUCCGAGAUAUUUACCCCGGCCUCGGAGAUUAUGCCCUGGCGCUGCGCACUUUCACAGCGUUCCGGGUUCUGCGUCACUUCCGGCGAGCGGUAAUGGCGGUGUUUUUGUCGUCUGUUUUCGAUGCCUAAAACGUCUGUUUUCGCCACGUUGUGCCGAUUCACAUGUGAAACAUCAAGUUUUCCAGGUAAGCGGACCUAGACCUGCGCUAUUUCAAUCUAGGCUGCUUACGCGGUCCAAAAUUGCGUUGCAGUUAGUCUUAAAGUGCAACGAAUUUCGUUGAAAGCGGUCCAACUGUUGUGUGACAAAAGUAGUUGGGCGCUUCACAUCUACUUGAAAAGGGUAAUCGGUGUUCGGCCCCGAGCUAAAGCACCUUGUUACCCAACGCAAGGUCACGGUGCUGUUUUUUCCCGUGACCUAGCAUGUGCACCGUUAUGCGCUCGCUUUCAACACCGCAGAACCCGUUCGAACCUAAGUUUCAGUGCGGUCAUCGCUCACCCUAAAACUGAGUCGCCGACGCUGCGCUAAAAAUGCGUCGGACAGGCAUUUCAUGUCGUUAUCACUUAAUGCACCGGUGCGUCAAAUUAUGAUGAAGCUCUCGAGGGAGCCUCACCUAUAUAUCAACUCUGCACCCAGCAUAACGCGCUUCAUUUCAAGGUGCCUACUGGUAUUCCUGGUGCGAUGUUCAUCUAUGUAAUCCGUCACGUCCAUCUUGACAUCUUCACGAUGAGUAAAAAUUAGUUUAUUUCAUUUCGAAGAAGGUAUAGACGAUCAUAGUUUCUGUUUUAUGCAGGUAUGGUUCAGCAAAUUGUAGCACUUACCUCAAUGAGGCAUCACGAAAUGCUAGCUUCUUUUUUUGUGUGUGUAGUUAUGUGCAAACAUACUGUGAACAGUUACAACCAGUGCGCUUUGUAGUGCGAAGCUGUUCUGUUUAUUGUUACUGCUCAUGAAUUAAUCGGGAGCCCCCAACAACGGCGUGCCUCAUAAUCGUAUCGUGGUUCUGGCGCGUAAAACCGCAGAAUCUAAUUAAUAUAUCGAUUUUUCGCCUAGGCGCAUAAGCUUCCGUCCACGGAUAUGUCCCGCAUCUUUUCGUAUAACGCCCUGUCGGCGAAUAACAUGAAUAACAAAUAAAAAGCUAUAUCUCUUUAAAAGAAUAGGAGUGUGUGACCAUAUGGAAGAAGAUGGCAAUGGGGCCAAAAAAAGUACUUAUACAUUUGUUGGUGCUUCCUAUAAUAUAAGCUCGAACACUCUACAGAGACUGAAAGACAGUGUCUAGGCCGCCGGACCACAUUGUCAUGCAAAGCGAAUUGCAGACCUAUUCAGUUCAAGGUAGCCUGGUUCGGUGCUUUGUUCGACUCAGGCGCAAUCAAGACCAUCGUAUCGACGCGGGGGCCACUCAUUUUGACGAUACCGUUCACCAGACGAUGACCAAAAGACAUGUCUGAGACCGGUGAAAAUACUCGACCGUUUGCUGGAAACCUCGGCUUGCCUACGAUGGUGCCUACGCAAAAGCGUGUGUGUGUGUGAUCUUCCACAAUCGCGUGAACUAUCUUGUACAUCGUGGACGGCACGUCAUCGCAAAGUUUGCGUUUGACGGUCGUGGCGGCAACUGAUUCAACAAUGUUCCCGACAAACCCUUCUGACAAACUUUCGUAUGUAUCUUCCCACCGUUCCCGGCUGUCAUGCACUGGCUUUUGUUGUCCUGUACAAUUCAUACUGCCUUUGUUACUGAGAGGAAAGCAGCUGUUAUUGUCGUUGUCAUUUUUGUUGUCGUUGUCGUGUUGUUGUUGUUUACUCAAACUGGAAACUCCAGGAAAACAAGGAGAUUUAGUCACCAUGCAAUGCUGACGGCUACUUUUCAAGUCGCAAGGAUGUAAAAAAGAAUAUAAGUUAUUGUUGUCCUUGUCUUUGUUGUUCUUUCUGUAAUUUAUUUUCCUUGAGAUUCAUCGCGCUUUUUGUCAACGGCAGUGAGCUCACUGAGAAAGUCACAUGCCGCUCUUUGAAACAAGUGUAGCCUAGUUGCUCCUUUGUCGACCGAGCUCAGGUCCGUGAGAUCGCCAGCCGGACGCACUAGCCUCUUGACUUACAAAGGUCAAACUUUUCCUUACUUGUUUAAGAAAGAGAAAGAUUGUAGCUCGGAAUGCUGCAGAUGUUGACCGCAACAGCCAGCUUAGCUUAGCUUAGCUUAGCUUAGCUUAGCUUAGCUUACAGCUACAACUUAGUGCGCUGAGCGCAUACGUUCUCUCGAUCUCUAUAUGCCAAGAAUGAACACAGCGCUGCUGAAAGGCAACGCCAUCGGGUAACAGAGGCGACGUCGUCAUUAUUGAUGUGACGGCUUUGCAGCGAUGCCUACUGAAACACUAUCUGAAUGAAAUACUAACAUUUACGCUUUGCGAUAUCUUGCGCCGAAAUGGUAUUGUAGUCUGUCGACAGUUUUCUCUCCUAAGUGCGCUUCUGUGCAUUGCAAACUACAUUUCUGACAAAUGCCUUGCAGACAGUCCUUUAGAUAACUAGAAUUAUUGCGUUUUGAAAACAAGAUUCCCACCGCCGCUGGGCACCCACUGGUUCAAAUGGGUACAAGCGUGCCCCGGCCUGGCGUUCGGCUUUCUUCGGGGGUGAUGCGCUUGGGAAAGGAGCCUGCGCCC
Molecule: messenger RNA, 5805 nt
Organism: Dermacentor silvarum
Lineage: Eukaryota; Metazoa; Arthropoda; Arachnida; Ixodida; Ixodidae
Product: sodium/nucleoside cotransporter 2
Exons: 2
Coding region: 389-2308 (639 amino acids)
Biological process (GO): nucleoside transmembrane transport
Cellular component (GO): membrane
Molecular function (GO): nucleoside:sodium symporter activity
Source: RefSeq, a predicted model, not a curated record